AUGGAGGGUGAAAAACCCAAGUACUUUAUUCACUUGUGGAAGAUCUAUGCUGCAGCUCACAUAGUUGAUGGUAAAAUUCCAAAUGAGCUACCUUUGACUGCUGGUGGUUCUCACGUGUCCAAUUCAACCAUUUCAGAUAGUAAUUCAAUAUUCAGCCGCUCAUUCAAAUCAAUUCAUUUGGACCCAAAAUUUGAUCCUGAAGAAAUAAAGGACGAAGAAUUUUUUCUGAACGUUGCUGAAUUGGAAAGCUUCAUUAAAUUUUCAUUAAAUAAAAUGGAGGAACAGAGUGCCGUGGUUGUGUUAAGCACAUUAUUAAGGACUUUUAACCUUCUUCAUGGUGCAGAUGUUGAUUCGAGCUCUGACUCUGAUGAUUUUAAUUCAAAUUCGGAUGAAUCCACUAGGUCUGAUUCUGAUGAAUCAUCUUCAACCCAACAAGAUUUAAAAAAUCUGAGAGAAGGAGCCAUGAAUGAAAUGAUCAUAAAUCCAUUAAUCACCUUCUUUAAUAAGCUUUUGGUAGUUCAUGGAAAAUAUAAGUUCAACACUAAUAUGCCAAAGAAAAUCAAGCCAAAGAAACCCAGUCAGGUUUGGGAGUCUCACAAGGCCCAUAAUGAUGGUGAAUACCCAAAACAGCUUAUAAAUCGUAUCAUGUUCCACAAUUGUAAGCUGGAUAUUGCAAUUACACUAAAAAGUGGUCACAAAAAAACAUCUGUUUGUGCUAUAGAGAUGAAGGGAAAAGAUGUCUCAGGAGUUCUUGAAAAGCUUAAAGACACUAAAAAGUUUUCCAAAUUAGCAAAAGCUUUUCGUCAAUCCGCCCAAUAUCAAAUUUUUCUCAAAGUAAAUACUUACAUGAUCAGCAAUUUCAGCAAGACAAUAUAUUUUGAAUAUCCGUUGAAAGGAUCCAAAUGGAUAAGUAGAAACCAGAAAAAGGUCUAUUUUACUGGUAAAUCGUUGAGGUACAGAGUCUUUGAUAAUAGUGGAUCUACUCCACCACAUUCAAUACAGCUUCAACUAUUGCUAAUGUUGAAAGCUUAUGAUGCUUUUAAAAGAAACUCAAUUACUGACGAUUGGCUAAAGGACUCCAAUGGUCAAUAUUUAUUAGAUGAACAAUCAUAUAGAUCAAUGGAUGAAGGUUGGAAACCAGAUCUUUUCAGUCCAUUCAUUGUUUCCUUGUUCAAACGUGGUUUCAAAAAGAAACUUGAAUCAAGUGGUAGAGAAGGUCAGGUGGUUGGGAAAAAGAAGCAAAGAUCAUUAAAUUCUUUCAAAAAGAAGUCAUCAAAGAGAGUUGGAAAGGGAAUUGCUCCAUACAGGUCAAAAGAUGAUGAAAAAUCAGCCGGUACUACAACUAUUUCUGGUACUAGACAAAAAACUGAAAAGAAAUCCAUUCCAUCAAGUAUUUUGUUCCCAGAGAAACCUGAUUUUCAUGUUUUGAACUAUACGCUGUUGAGCAGUUUUUCAAAUAGCAGAAGCACCAAAAUAAUCAGUUUUUUGAAUACUAAUCAUUUAUCAAGAGGUAAUAAAACCUUUUCAAACGAAAGGGUAUUUUUCAAAAUUUUUGAUGUUGUGAAUCUACAAAGUCUUCAUAGUUAUAUUACUGCUGCUGGUAUGCCACGUUAUCAAAAAGAAGUUCAAAAGUUCACUGAAUCAGAAAUUAAUAUAAUGGCGUCCUUAGAAGGCCACUCCAAAGAUUUCAAACACAUUCUGGAAAGUCUAAAAAAAACUUACGUAAGAGAAAUAACAGCUUUAAGAAAGAUCAGUCAAUGGAAUUCAACACAUAGUAUCAAAGAACAGAUCAAUUCACCUAAAUUACUACAAUAUGGAUGGACUUAUCUUGAAUUACCGUUUGAAGGUAAAUAUGGAUAUGCUUAUUGGGGACCUUUCAUAUGUACAGAAUACCUUGAAUUCAUAAAUGAUAAUGAAUAUAAAGAUAAUCCAAAACGGAUUAAGAAUUUGAACAGACAAAUUGAAAUUCUUUUGAAUGCAGGUAUCGAUCACAAUGAUUUUAAAAAGGAUAAUUUUUGCUUUGAUAAAUUUGAUCAAGCAUUCUUUGUCGACUUUGAUCAAUGUGUCAUUGAUGAUAAUCGGUAUCUUAAGAAUUUUGACUUUCAAAGAAUUUAUCCUAAUGAGAAAUGCUCCUAG
This is a messenger RNA of Hansenula ciferrii, 2136 nucleotides long. RefSeq lists its product as uncharacterized. The transcript has a single exon. Bases 1 to 2136 code for a protein of 711 amino acids. NCBI's taxonomy places the organism in Eukaryota, Fungi, Ascomycota, Saccharomycetes, Phaffomycetales, Wickerhamomycetaceae. The record is from RefSeq and is a predicted model, not a curated record.